AUGACACUAUCCAGCAAUGACACUGCUGCAGUCUCUGAAUUCCUGCUUAUCUGCUUCCCUAACUACCAGAGUUGGCAGCACUGGCUGUCCCUGCCCCUCAGCCUCCUCUUCCUCCUGGCCAUGGGGGCCAAUGCCACCCUCCUGAUCACCAUCCUGCUGGAGGCCUCUCUGCAUGAGCCCUUGUACUACCUGCUGAGCCUCCUUUCCCUGCUGGACGUUGUGCUUUGCCUCACUGUCAUCCCCAAGGUCCUGGCCAUCUUCUGGUUUGACCUCAGGCCCAUCAGCUUUUCUGCCUGCUUCCUCCAGAUGUUCAUCAUGAAUAGUUUUCUUCCCAUGGAGUCCUGCACAUUCAUGGUCAUGGCCUAUGACCGCUAUGUGGCCAUCUGUUAUCCACUACAAUACCCAUCCAUCAUCACUGAUCAAUUUGUGGCCAAGGCUAGUGUCUUUGUUGUGGUUCGAAACGUUUUGUUGCUUUCACCUGUUCCCAUUCUCUCUGCUCAGCUUCAUUACUGUGGAAAAAAUGUCAUCGAGAAUUGCAUCUGUAGCAACAUGUCUGUGUCCAGGCUUUCCUGUGAUAAUUUCACCCUUAACAGAAUCUACCAGCUUGUGAUUGGUUGGACCUUGCUGGGAUCUGAUUUCAUCCUCAUCUUCCUCUCCUACACCUUCAUUUUACGGGCUGUGCUUAGGUUCAAGUCUGAGGGGGCUGCAAUGAAGGCCCUGAGCACAUGCGGCUCCCACUUCAUACUCAUUCUCUUCUUCAGCACCAUCCUGCUGGUGGUGGUGUUGACGAAUGUGGCCAGAAAGAGUGUCCCCAUGGAUAUCCUGAUCCUGCUCAAUGUCCUGCAUCACCUUAUUCCCCCUGCACUGAAUCCUAUUGUGUAUGGUUUUCGUACGCAAGAGUUAAAGCAGGGAUUUCAGAAGUUACUGCAGAAGGGGCUUUAA
Molecule: messenger RNA, 942 nt
Organism: Ochotona curzoniae (black-lipped pika)
Lineage: Eukaryota; Metazoa; Chordata; Mammalia; Lagomorpha; Ochotonidae
Product: olfactory receptor 56A1
Exons: 1
Coding region: 1-942 (313 amino acids)
Biological process (GO): G protein-coupled receptor signaling pathway
Cellular component (GO): membrane
Molecular function (GO): G protein-coupled receptor activity; olfactory receptor activity
Source: RefSeq, a predicted model, not a curated record